AUGGACAGAGCGAACCACAGAAAGAGGGGCCAGAUGGGCAACACUGGAGCUACAGACUCAAGUACAAGCGGGAUCACCAGUAACGGUCGCAACUCGCCAGCUAUACGACCAAGUGCAUCAUAUCUUCCCAAUGCACCUGGUCACAGAUCAACAGCAUCGUCAUCAUCACUCAGCACCAGCAUGUCAUCAUUUGCAGGGCCACCAUCAAAUAUCCCCGUAGCCACAGGCUCUUCGCGGCUACCUCAGCAACAACAACAACAACAACAGUCGCUUCAAAAACUGCCAUAUUUGCAACACCGAUCAAACUUUCAGCCCUUUGAUCCAUCCUUGCAAUUAACACCGACAACUAGGAGUCCAAUACAAGGGUCAAUGUCACCAUCAACAACAGCAAUACCUUUUAACCCUUCAUCUACAUUGCCCAUGUCUGCAAAUGCAAUGAACAUGUCUAAUAUGCCGAACCCAAAAGCAUACACAGCAAGGAACGUUGCACCAAUGACCCCUAAUGUUGGUGUAUCACCAGUUGAGCGCAGUUCAUACUAUUUCAGUGAAAAUCCGUUAUUUGCAUGUGACUGGACAACAAUAAAUAAUAAUUCGUUGGAUUGUAUAGCAUUGGGGUCAUACAAAGAAGGGUUUGUUAACAAGUUGGAGAUUGUAUACGGGAGAGGUUAUGAGUAUGAAUACACUCCACCAGUGGUGGACAUGUACGGUAAUCCAUGCUCUGGGUACCAAGACAACUUGGAUGGAAGUGAUGAGGGCGGAUUCAUGUUUGAAAAAGUUGCCGAUACUAGUUUAAACUACCCCGUUACCCAUGUUAAAUGGGACCCAGCAUUAUUGCAAGGUGGUGGUGGUGUUAAUGGUGGUAUACAUCCAUUCCAACGAUUAGCUGCUUCAAGUGAUGUGUUGAGAUUAUAUAAAGUUUCCGACAUGGGAGACUCGGGGUAUAAUUUAGUGCAAACUCACGUUUUGGCCAACAAUGCAACAAGCACAGGGAGCAGUGCAGUGGCUGCUGAUGGCAAGGACAAAAUCAACACGUCACCACCAGUUACGUCGUUUGAUUGGAAUUCCACUGAUACCAAUCUACUCAUCACAUCCAGCGUUGAUACUACAUGCACAGUGUGGGAUCUAAAUCGAUCUCAUCCUCAUGAUGAUUUUGCUGAAUCUGCCACUAUAAAGACCCAGUUGAUUGCUCAUGACUCAGAAGUGUUUGAUGUGAAGUUUAUUCACAAGUCAACCAAUGUAUUUGCAUCAGUGGGGAAUGACGGUUCGAUGCGUGUAUUUGAUCUACGAUCCUUGGAACAUUCAACUAUUAUUUAUGAACCUCCACCAUCGCCAUCUCCACCAACAAGGAGACAUGCAUCGUUAGGCUCUGGACCUGCAUCUGGACCUGGACCUGUAUUGGCAUCUUCAUCCUCAUCCUCUGCACAACUUCCAACCCCUGCUCAUUCAGCGAACUACAAUUCAAAAGCAUUACUUCGUUUAUCUACUUCAAACAUUGACCAACAUCAUCUCGCUACAUUUGGUGUCAACUCCAGUCAAAUUAUAAUCAUUGAUAUGCGCAUGCCGGGACUUCCAAUGGCAACCAUUGAUGCCGCAGCAACAUCAGCUGUUGCUUCAUCAAUCAAUCUGAUUCAAUGGCAUCCAACAUCCAAUUAUUUACUUAGUGGUGGUGAUGAUUGUCAAGCUUUGGUGUGGGACUUGAAUAAUUUGGGAGCAACUGGAUCAAAUUUCAGUUCAAGCACCAGUUUAUCCAAUGGCAAUGGUGGUACUAAUGGGCAUACCACAGAUUCAAGUGGUUCGGGUGGUGGUGGUGGUGUUAAGAACAACAUUAGUAAUGGAGGUAUCAUGGAUGCGCCAGUUUUAGCAUACGAUGAAGAUUUGGAAGUAAACGGUGUUUGCUGGAGACAAAACUCUGGUGAUUACAUGGGUGUUGUCAGUGGUAAAGGAUUUCAAGCUGUUCUGAUUUAG
This is a messenger RNA of Lodderomyces parapsilosis, 1965 nucleotides long. RefSeq lists its product as uncharacterized. The coding region runs from base 1 to 1965 and encodes 654 amino acids. The record is from RefSeq and is a predicted model, not a curated record. The transcript has a single exon. NCBI's taxonomy places the organism in Eukaryota, Fungi, Ascomycota, Pichiomycetes, Serinales, Debaryomycetaceae. Gene Ontology annotation, cellular component: nucleus. Gene Ontology annotation, molecular function: protein binding.